Molecule: messenger RNA, 3545 nt
Organism: Pomacea canaliculata
Lineage: Eukaryota; Metazoa; Mollusca; Gastropoda; Architaenioglossa; Ampullariidae
Exons: 10
Coding region: 383-3022 (879 amino acids)
Molecular function (GO): zinc ion binding; mRNA binding
Source: RefSeq, a predicted model, not a curated record
AGUACAAAGGUUGUGCUAUUUCCGGGUAUUACGUCGUGUUGUGCAAUACCUAAGCUUUCGAUAAACGUAUAUAACCUGCAAAUUAUUCAGCAAAAUUUGAGCGGUCCUUCCACAGGGGAAGCUAAAUAGCGUCCUUGAUUGGUUUUAUUUUGGUAGGCAUUCCUUCAGCAUCAGGAACUGCUGAGACAGUAUCGUACGUUCAAACAUUCAUAUAGACAGUUCACUCAGUCUGAAGUCUACUAAAGCCAUUCUUUUGGAAGACUUGUAUAUCCACUGCCCAUUUAAAAAGCUGUCACUUGAACUGGUCCAGUGUUCUGAUACUUUAGCCGACAGGGUGUUUGAAACAGAAGACACCAAAAGAGAGGGAGUACCUCCUAAACCGAUGUCCUUACCUUUUUGCAAAUUUUUCAUAUCACCUCAAGGAUGCAGAUUUGGUAACAAGUGUCGGUAUAAACACCCAGAGCCAUUUUUAAACUCUUCUGAUACCUUUGUCAAAAGGCCAGAUAAUCAGAAUGAAGGCUCAAUAAACGUCUCCCUUCCUUCAGCAACAUCACAAGCACCUCUUUUUAAUACAAAUACAUCAUCAGUUAAGAAACAAAAUGAGGGCACAGUGAGAAGUGCUGAAUAUCCAGAUUUAGAAAAAGUAUUUGAUUGUUCAAAUGAAAAUGGUUGUACCACCCGCUCUACUCCUUCAGACAUCCUAAAUCCCCAGCUGCCAACAGCUCAACAGCCUAAAAAGAUUUUACACAAUGGAGAGCAAAGCCAGAGUGUAAAAAAUGAACUCAAAUCAUCAAAGCGUUGCCAUUACUUUUCUCAGUUUGGUACCUGUCGAUAUGGAGAUGGAUGCCAGUUUACCCAUAUCCUGGGUCAACAAAGACUGGCACCUAGAUUUCAACAAAGAUCCUCAUGGUCAGGUCACAGGAAUCCUGAAUCUUCAUACAUUACAGACAAAAAUGCCAGCCAUAGAGGUUGGAUGAAAGAGUCACAGAAUGACUAUAAAAGAAUUAGUCCAAAUGUGACCAGGGAUCGAAGAUUCCAGAGUAACUCUUCUGCUGCCUCUGUGGGUAGCUUUGAGCAUGAACACAAAUCAGCUGAUCAGAAUGAUGGGGAAGAAAUAAAGAAUUUGAAAAAAGAUUUCUUUGUGAGAAAAGUAUGUCCUUUCUUUCCAAGUGGAAGAUGUUGGCGAGGGAAAAGGUGCAAGUUCCUACACCAGGAAGAUCAGGUCCCUAGCUCAGCUGAAGAUAAAGAUGAUGAUUAUGAAAGAGAAUCCCCUCAGCUGAAGUAUAGGGAAGGUGAAGAGAAAGAGUCAAGAAAUGACAGCUCUCCAGCAAAAAGCACAAAGCAGAAUGCACAGUCUCAGAAUCCUAGGGUUCCAUAUAUCCCUCAGGGUGUGCGUCGUUGGCAACGAAGUAAUUUGGAUGACACAGAGGCUUCUCGACUUAGGAGGACAGAGAUUGAGCAACUUGUAAAAAGAUUUCCGAAGAACAAGUUGAAAGUAGAGAGGGAUACACAGGACUCAUUUAAAUGUGUGGUUACCUUCACACCAACCGAUCCAGAUUGGCCAUUUGAUGUCAAAAACUAUGACCUGCAGUUGUACAUCCCUAAUGACUAUCCAUUGGAGAUGUUGGCCAUCACAGUCCCUUCAAAACAGGACUUGCCAGAAACAGUCAGAAGAUAUUUAGAGGUGUCCAUCUUAGAAUGGCUGGAAGAAAAAAAGAAGGAAUUGGAAGAUAAAGGUCAAGUGGAAUUGGUAUUUCGCCCUUUCAUUCGUUGGCUUGAUAGAUCAAUUGAGGAUGUGGUCACUGAUGGAUUGCGACAGUUGAAGCGAGAAUUGACCGCAGAGGCUGCAGGUUUUCAGUUCAUUUCGGCUAAAGAGCUGCAGAAACAGUACCAAGCUAAUGCUAAUGAGGAUGAGAUAUCAGAUGAUGAAAGCUCAGAUGAGGAUAACUCAGAGGACAGUAGCCAAGAGAAUGAAGAAGAUACCAGUAAUUCAGGCUCAGAAGAUGAUGAAUACUCGGAUGAUAACGAGCAGCCUAGUGGGACUGAACAGACCAGACAGGACAGUAAUGGAAACAGAACAGCCAGGCAGGAUAAGUUGAGAGCAAUGCUAGCAGAGCCCAUUCGCAAGGGAACAGAAAUAGCACUAAAAAAUCUGCAGAUGAAGGAAAGUGUAGGCACCUUCUAUAUUGAGAAGAUUUUCCUGGCCAUUCAGUGUGAACGUUGCAAAGGAACAUCCGAGUUUCUUACAUCUGGUGGGCGAACCAACCUGGUGCAAUGUGGUCGGUGUGCAGAGAAACAGCUUGCCACAUUCAGACCUGCUCUUGUUCAUCAUUUCUCUGCUGUCAUUGGCUACCUUGAUCUCGAAGGCUGCUUGCCUUUUGAUGUCAUUCUCCAGAACUGUAGCAUUGUGGCCAACUGCCUUCAGUGCAGCAAGGAAACAAAAUUAGGCGCUUUGCAUCCAGGUCAGAUACAAAAUAGUUGGUGUAGAGUCUGUCAUCAGAAGAUGAAGAUUGCUGCAGAUGGUGUUCGCUUCACACAGCUGGAGCCGAGUGCUACACAAGAUCUGAAGAACAUGCUAAAGGUGGUGGUACCACGCCAGCGGCGCCUGCCCAAAGAUCCUGCUAUUCAGGAAGGCAAACCUUUGCCAAGUUUUGGUACAUGCAAGCAUUACAAGAAGAGCUAUCGCUGGCUGCGGUUUCCUUGCUGUGGCAAAGCUUACCCUUGUGAUGCGUGCCAUGAUGCAAAUGAAGAUCAUGAAAUGAAACUUGCCAACCGCAUGAUUUGCGGGUUUUGCUGCAAAGAACAGGUGUAUUCUGCUGACAGACCUUGUAAAGGGUGUGAUUUGAACCUGACUAAAGUGCACACUCCACACUGGGAAGGAGGCCAGGGCUGCCGUGACAAGAUAACAAUGAGCAGAUUUGACAAACAGAAACAUCGUGGAAUGUCCAAAACAACAUCUAAACAUUCUCAGAAAGUUCAAGAUAUGCAGUCCAAAAAGAAAACAAAGCUUCGUCACAAUUAAGCAUUGAGCUGACAGAAAAUACUAAAGACUUGCAUUAUUACAGCUGUAAUUCAGCUUUUUGUUGUUUUUGUCUACUUUAAAGGAAUUCCUUCUUUAUAUGUAUUUCAUCUUGUAAAUUUGUAGCUAUAUUCCUGAUAUUGCAUUGUAAUUUUUAAAAUUUUUAGUUUCAUUGAAAUAUUUAGAUUGCACAGUAUUUCAACUGAUGUGCAGAUAACUUUCUUAUUUGUAGGAUUGUGAUGUUGGUUUGUUACAGACUGGACUUGUUUUUGUUUUGUAUUUAAUUUCCUAAUAGGAAUUCAGAAGUUUAGAAUUUCAUUUGUAUGUGGAUACUUCAGUUUUAUUGAUGACUACUUCUGACUACUGUCUUGUUUUACCCAUUAAUUCUUUUAAACACUGUUUCAUUCUAUCCCCUAACUAUUUCUAAGUCGUUGAUCUAAACACACACUUUCAUGAUAAUCAAGUGUUUCUGAACUUUUUAUUUGCAUUUUGUUUUGCAUCGUGUACAGUUAAAAAAUACUUUCAA